ACGUAAUAGUGUUUGUUGGUGCGCUGUCCACUGCUCCGGCUUUGCUUCUGCUUCUCAUUCUUCGACAACAUUCUGCCCAUAGUUUUCUGUCAAGUGGUUCCUUUACUUAAUCUCGUGCAUUGGGUUUUCUAAGUGGAAGUUUACGUGAAAAGCAACCAUGGAUGUUGAUUCGCAGCCAACUAUGGAGGAAACUAUUUUGGUUGGUGAUGACCUGAUGAUGGGCCCACCAUCACCUAUCAUUCCACCAGAGAUUGCUUCUCAUGUUCUUGAAGGUGUCGAAUUGUGUGAUGGGUUAUUGAGAAAUCUAUUCUUGUGCCUGCAAAUUAACGACAUUGAGCCAUUUUGUCAAGAUGAGAUUGUAUUGUAUAGGGAAUGUGCUGAAAAAAGGGAUAGAGAAUUAAGGAAACGGGUUGAGGAAAGCGAGCACAAACUGGGGUUAUCAAUGCCUUUAGAUGAAGCAAAGCAAAGGGCUACUCUGAUUGAAUCAGAGAUCACAUCAUUAGAAAGGCGCUUGAUUCUUGCUAGUGGGAUUGAAGGUGUGGACGGCUUUCGCCAGAGAUGGAGUUUGCAUGGCCGCCUUACAGAUACCAAGAAAAGAUUGGAAUCUUUGAAGCAGGGAAUGGAGAAUGGGACAAAAGAUGAACCACUUGGUCAUUCUACUGCUGCUGCUGCUACUACUACCAAACGGAGAUGGUUCUUCUGGUGAUCGCUUAAAUACAUAUACCAUAACGGAAUUCGAUUGAUAUGGUAGGAAUAAUGAUUUAUUGUAGCAAUGACUUUUAAAUUUUUAGGGCACCUCAUAUUUUGGACUUAAUUGUGUGUUUGUUAAUGGAGUACGUUAGUGCACUUUAUUGAAAAAAAUAAAUAAAAAAGUUCGAGAUUGGAUUUUUCG
This is a messenger RNA of Morus notabilis, 892 nucleotides long. RefSeq lists its product as uncharacterized. Lineage: Eukaryota; Viridiplantae; Streptophyta; Magnoliopsida; Rosales; Moraceae. The transcript is spliced from 7 exons. The coding region runs from base 158 to 706 and encodes 182 amino acids. The record is from RefSeq and is a predicted model, not a curated record.